GUCAUUUCAUUCAUGUCUAACUCAAGGUUACAGCAUUGCGCAUGUUUUAUAAAAUAAAUUAAUUUCAACGAAGUAAAUUAGUCACUCUUCGUUUGAUGCUAGAUCGAGUGCUCCGUCGCUUUUCAGUUUUAGUCAACAAGAUGAUGCCAGAAGUGGUGUUUGUGUUGGGGGCGCCCGGCUCCGGCAAAGGGACGCAGUGCUCGUUGAUCUCCAAAGAAUACGAUUACGUGCAUCUGUCCGCGGGCGACCUGCUGCGCGAGGAGCGCCAGCGGCCCGGCUCGGAGUACGGGGAGAUGAUCGAGGAAAAAAUCCGGAAUGGCGAAAUCGUACCCGUGGAGGUUACUUGCUCGCUCUUGCACAAGGCCAUGCAGAAGUCCGGCAAGACGCGCUUCCUUAUCGACGGCUUCCCGCGGAACAAGGACAACUUAGACGGCUGGGAGCGCGUGAUGACAGACAAAACAAAGCUUCAGUUCGUACUUUUCUUCGAGUGUUGUCGGGACCAGUGCACGGAGCGGUGCCUGGGGCGCGGCGCGGCGGGCAGCGGCCGCUCGGACGACAACCUCGAGAGCUUGCAGAAGAGAUUCAACACGUACCUGAACGACACCAUGCCCAUCAUCGAGCACUACGACCGCCUCGGCCUCGUGCGGCGGAUCGACGCUGAAGUCAGUCCCGCAGAAGUGUUCGACAGUGUCAAAAAAGUGUUCAGAGCCGUUGAGAAGAGUGAAAGUUAAUUAAAUUAACAUGUAUGAAUAAAUAGGUCAAUAUUAGCUGUAAUGGUGUUUGACAUGAGGCAUUGUUGUAUCCAGUGCAAUAGUUAUUUAUUUGUCAGCUAUGACAGGAAUUUACAAGUUGAAUUAUUCAAGUACUUUGAGCAUAAUAAUUAUUGCAAUUCGCUUAGUAGUCAUAUACAAGAAUGAGAUGUUUGAUAUGAACAUAGGUUUGCAUACUUUGCAUAAAGUGGUCAUGCAAAAAGAUUAAUUUUAUUAAAGCAUUAGCCUGCUUUCUUUUUUACCAUGUUCAGGUGCUUCUAAACAAUACAGUAUACAAUGGUCAAUUAUGUUACACCAAUGGUCAGGCCAACCAUCUAUCCCAGUGAGGGUUUUCUUAGCUAUUUAUUCAUUCCCCUUAGCAUAAUGUUAGCAAGAGCUUGAAUAAUGAUAGAGUUCCUAUAGAAUUUUGUAGUUGGGCUGACUACAUUAACAAAUUCAAUGCCACAUUCUUAAUUUUGUUUAUUGCACGAUGUGGCAGUGAAAAACUUAAAUAAGUUUACAUUUAUAAUAAAUUGUCAUUGGCAAAAGUACUUUACAACAGGUUACAAGUAACCUAAAUUUUAAAGAUAAAAUUACAAUGAUUGGGAUGAUAAGAAAAAUCAUUGUUUUAAAUGGUCCUUAUUGGCUAUAAUUUAGAUAAGACCUGUAAUCUUCAAGCUGUAAUUACUUAUGAUUUCUAUCUAAUUCACUUUGAUUAUAAAAUAGCCAUACAGUUGCCAUUAGUGAAAAUACCAUGUAUACUUAACGUAAUAUACUUGAUAUCUGUAAUAUUCAGUACAACUACAGUUGUAGAACAAUAGAUAAGCAGCUUUAGAGCUAUGUGAUAGUGCAUUUUUUGUUGUAAUGUCUAGUCUGGUUUUAUUAGCGCCCCUACAAGUAUAGUCGGCAAGAAAGUGUGAUAUGCACCCUUUUACAGCCCUGUAUAGUCAAUAGCUGCUAUCUUUUUAACCCUUUCCUGCACACAUAGCACAUAAUCAACUUAUGAACAAUAAGGAUUCAAUUUUGAACAAAUUGUUUUAUCGCAGCAUGAAGGGCUUAAUUUCAACUUACAAAAUAAAACUCAAAGAAAAAAAAUGACCUUCAUGAUGAAAAACCUUUAUGAUGGUUCUUCCUAUAAAAUGCCAGGGUUAUAAGCAGGGUAGCAAAGUGGGGAAAAAAAUGUGCCGCUGACUAUAAAGACAACAUUCCUGUUACCAUGCAGUCAGAAAUACCCAUACACUUACUGUAACACGAUGUUACUAUACAUUAUUUAUUAUCUACUGGUUAGAUUCCAUUGCUAUAAUAGUAAUAAAAUAUAAUGUUCAAAUAUUA
Leguminivora glycinivorella is the source of this 2081-nucleotide messenger RNA. RefSeq names its product UMP-CMP kinase (gene Dak1). The transcript has a single exon. Gene Ontology annotation, molecular function: UMP kinase activity; ATP binding. Gene Ontology annotation, cellular component: nucleus; cytoplasm. Gene Ontology annotation, biological process: CDP biosynthetic process; UDP biosynthetic process; 'de novo' pyrimidine nucleobase biosynthetic process. The record is from RefSeq and is a predicted model, not a curated record. Bases 96 to 731 code for a protein of 211 amino acids. Lineage: Eukaryota; Metazoa; Arthropoda; Insecta; Lepidoptera; Tortricidae.